AUGGUCUCUGGACAAGAAGACAGACAAGCUUCAGUGUCUAAACGAGCCCCAUGGGACGUGAUCGUUUCGAGGCCUUCCCGAGGCAUCGACCUCCUCGUCGACGUGGUGGCCAUUCUCAAUGACACUACAGCUACUAUGGUAGCCUGUGCUUUCAAGGAGGAAGCUUGUCAAGUGGGUAUAAUCGUUGGGACUGGCACGAAUGCUUUUUACAUGGAGAAGCUCUCGAAAUGCUCGAAGCUUGAGGGCGACCCAGAGAUCGAUUUGAAUCGGAUCAAGUUUCUAAAAAUGUCAUCCGGAAUGUAUUUGGGUGAUUUGGUCAGGCUGAUCCUCGUUCGAUUGGCCAGAGAGAACCUUCUAUUCGAUGGGAAAACGGAUGGAAUCUCGGAGAAGGGGGUCUUCCUGACGGAGUACAUAUCGGAGAUCGAGAGAGAAUUUCUCGAAGACGACGACCAAAUCUUCUCGAAAACCUUUCAAAUCCUCAAAUCGAUGGGCAUCGACGAAGUGACAAAACUCGACUGUGUUUGUACGCUUGUCUCAACAAGAGCAGCCCACCUCAUAGCUGCGGCCACAGCAGCACUCUUGAAUCGAAUGGGCCGCCAAUUUGUGUCGAUUGAAAUCGACGGAAGUGUUUACAGGUUUCAUUCAACAUUCUCUCGACUAUACGACAAAAAGCUCUCUGAGCUGAUCGAUAUGCACUUGAAGUACCAACUCGUGCUCUCAAUCGACGGAUCUGGU
Molecule: messenger RNA, 735 nt
Organism: Mesorhabditis belari
Lineage: Eukaryota; Metazoa; Nematoda; Chromadorea; Rhabditida; Rhabditidae
Source: the annotation of a GenBank genome assembly